AUGAAUGACGAUGGUAUCCACCUUAGGCGUCUGUUCCCAGCUCCUGACAACCCGUAUGAAAUCUUAGCGACGUCUAACAAACCAUGUGUAGUACAGAUUCAGUGCGAGGAUCCUAACUUAAAGGUCCCGUGUGUUGUAUCGGACACCGAUGCCACCCCUCGAGUGAAGCUGCCUUGCCCACCUAGGAGCAUCUGUUGGUACCCACUGAAGGCUGGGGCGGAGAAUGCGUCUUUCUUGACAGCUUGUCAGAGCCAGCCAUUACAGUUGUGGGACCUCGCGGACGGGUUGCAACGGGCCAGCUACGUCGCCUAUAACAACAGUGGACAACAUGCCGACCCUCUCUCCGCGCUUUGGCUGGAAAAGCCACACACCGGGCUCAUUGCCGGUGGCUACGGCGGGUUUGAGGACAAACACCACGUCCGCCUUUUCGAUGUGCUUUAUCAAGGCGACAAUGCGGUGAUGAGUUACCGAUCGCGAGUUGGGUCGGCUGUCGGUGCCACGUGUGCACUGGCCAACGGGCCAUGCCAGCUCGUGCUUUCCAGCUACUUUAAAAGCGAUGUGGUGGAGGCGAUCGACCUGCGAAAUUGCUGCCCCGCUCUGAUGCUCCGGGGAAUGCACAAGGGUGGGACCGCGUGCAUCCAUUCUCACCCCAGCGACGAGCAUCGCGUCUACGUGUCUGGGUAUAAGGGGUCGGAAUUCAUCUACGCGUGGGACCUCCGGCGGUGUAUGGAACCGGUCGCACUUUUCCAUCGUGAGAUGAGUACGCAUCAGGUCUGUGAUUUUGCCUUUGCGAAACCUGACGCGCAGGAUUCGUCAAGUGAGACGUGGGUGCUGGUGUCCUCCACCUCCGCUGGGGGACUUUUGGUCUUCCCCGGCGAAGGCGAGGCGGAUGCAAAAGGGGUCGUGCACGGGAGUCAACGCUACCAGGAUCAACUCGGCCCUACAGGUGGGCUGGCGGCGCUGCUGGAUGGGCGGUUGGUCGUCACCCUUGGUCCCUGUAUCCGCUCUUUUAGGCGAACACCUGCGGAGCGGCCGGUGCCGGCCGUUCGUGAGGCCCCUAAUCCUCCGACCGAGCCCCCUGGUGGGGCGGACCUGUCGGAUGCGGAGUUUGAGGACGCCGCAGUGUCGUUGAGGUUCCCUCUGGGCCUUAGGCGCCCACGUGAGCCCCUUUCCGAAUCCGAUUCGGAGGAUUCUUUUGAUGGGGAAAGUUGGUGUGCGAGGAGGAAGGAAGGCACACUUCUCAACGCGACAAUUAUCUCACUUUGA
Molecule: messenger RNA, 1266 nt
Organism: Phytomonas sp. EM1
Lineage: Eukaryota; Euglenozoa; Kinetoplastea; Trypanosomatida; Trypanosomatidae
Source: the annotation of a GenBank genome assembly